GGGCCUACGAGGAAGUCCGACCUCGUGAGGAAUCUGCUGUCGGGAAUGAGAAGCCCAGGCCUUCGUGAGCGGGACCAGAGCUCCGCCUCGCUGUCCCGGCGCUGGGAGGGACGGCGGGGAUCCACUCCCUUUGCACCACUGGUCCGCUGACUAAGGACGAAUGCAGUAAUUCCCUGCGGACAUGGAAGAUUUUUGCAGAACUGGCACCAAAUGGUUUCAACAAAUCAAUCGUAUUCACCAUGACUGUUGCCUUGUGAGUUUAGUGAAGAAAGUUCAACAAGAAAAGAACUGAUCCAAAGAUACCUAUGUUGACCAUGGCCGUUCCCAUAGCAGUUCUUGAUUGUGAUCUCCUGCUUUAUGGGCGUGGACAUAGGACCCUGGAUCGGUUCAAACUGGAGGACGUCACUGAUGAGUAUCUGCUAUCCAUGUAUGGCUUCCCACGUCAAUUCAUUUACUACCUGGUGGAUCUUCUAGGUGCCAGUCUCUCUCGACCUACCCAGCGUUCCAGGGCCAUCAGCCCAGAAACACAAAUUCUUGCUGCUCUAGGUUUUUAUACUUCUGGCUCUUUCCAGACUCGUAUGGGAGAUGCCAUUGGCAUCAGCCAAGCAUCUAUGAGCCGUUGUGUUGCCAAUGUUACUGAGGCCCUGGUGGAGAGGGCUUCUCAGUUCGUUCAUUUCCCAGAAGAUGAAGCAUCUGUUCAAAAUCUGAAGGAUGAUUUCUAUGGGCUGGCAGGUAUGCCAGGAGUAUUAGGACUUGUUGAUUGUAUCCAUGUAGCAAUAAAGGCACCCAACGCAGAGGACUUGUCAUAUGUGAAUCGAAAGGGCCUUCAUUCUUUAAACUGUCUGAUGACAUGUGAUGCCAGAGGAAUGCUACUUAGUGCAGAAACACACUGGCCAGGCAGUCUACAGGACUGCACUGUACUGCAACAGUCAGCCCUAAGGAGCCAGUUUGAAGCUCGCCUACACAAAGAUGGCUGGCUUCUAGGUGAUAGUUCUUUCUUUCUUCGUACUUGGCUAAUGACGCCACUGCAUAUCCCUGAAACACCUGCAGAAUACCGUUAUAACAUGGCACAUUCGACCACUCACAAUGUCAUCGAACGAACAUUUAGAACAAUGCGUUCUCGGUUCCGUUGCCUGGAUGGGUCGAAGGGCACCCUGCAGUAUUCUCCAGAGAAAGCCAGCCAUAUUAUCCUGGCCUGCUGUGUGCUUCAUAACAUCUCCUUGGAGCAUGGGCUGGGUUUGUGGUCUUCGCCAACCGUAGGACAGAUUGAACAGCCAGAGGAAGAAUAUGAGCAUAUGGAAUCACUUGAUUCUGAAGCCGAUCGAGUUCACCAGGAAUUAUUGCUGACUCAUUUUAGCUAGCCUAAUGAGAUACACCAAGACAGAUUUAAGAGAAAAUGAGAAAAAAACAUAAAUUGUAGAUCUUGAUUUUCCUUUAAAAUUAGGAAAGUUAGAACUAGAGAGAGAAUUAUAGCUACUAGAGGGCAGACAGUAAUGAAACCUUCAUUUUCCAUUUGGGGAACAUUCUGCAUCUUUGGCUCAUUGUUCAUGCUGCAUUUGAGUCCCUUGAUGCUUAGUAUUUCAAUAUAUGCUCAUCUUAAUUUCAGCAUUAUUGGGGGACAGUUCAUGAAGGAUGUCAACAUGAGAUUAGAGUGGACAAUUAUACUGGGAGAAUGUUAUGAUAUUUUAAGCACUGCAGAAUGUAACAAUACUAUCUUGUGUACAGUAUAAUCAGAUUCCAAACAACAGAGUUUAGACUGAAAUUCAGACUUGACCUGUGCACAGUGAAAAAUGACCUAAACAUUCCUUUUUUCCAGGAUCUAUUUCCCACUGUUGUGUGCCUUUCUUAAAAUCCCGUAUCAACUGUAUAUAUGUGACAGAAUGGUGAAGGAUCUUUUCUGUCAUGCAAAAUGGUGAUUUUCAUGCUGAAGUAUAUUUGGUUUUUCAAAGGCCUUAUAUACAUAUUUAUAGAAUGAAUAGAAAGUAGGUACUAAAGCUGUUUCCCUGUAAGGAACAUUACGACAGCAAAAUCAGUUAAUUGAGUUCAUAGGCUUGGCUCUGGAACAGUGUUUCCAUGGGCACAAGGACUUCUGCCCAUGGAGUGUGAUUUUCUUACCUCUUCCCUCCCACUGCAGCCCCAAUGCCUACUGAAAUGCUGUUCCUGGGGGACAGCCCCCG
Molecule: messenger RNA, 2177 nt
Organism: Gekko japonicus
Lineage: Eukaryota; Metazoa; Chordata; Lepidosauria; Squamata; Gekkonidae
Gene: HARBI1
Product: harbinger transposase derived 1
Exons: 5
Coding region: 306-1361 (351 amino acids)
Source: RefSeq, a predicted model, not a curated record